ACGAGGCCGGAAAGGAUACACGCGCAUGUCCAAAAGGAAUUCCCUCACCAUGGCUGACGUGGAAUUCCUCACUGAUCAAGAAGUAGAUAUACCUCUGGAAGGAGACAUAACAGUGCCAGGAAUCGCCAAGUCAGAUGAUGAGUUAUCUACCUUGGAUGAACCUGUCAAGGAGACCAUUAAAAGGGACCUAACUGCUGUAGGGAAGAAGUUCUUCCAUGUGCUGUAUCCAAGGACAAGUUUUGUGCUGCUGAAAGAAUGGGAUCUGUGGGGACCGCUCAUCCUCUGCGUCUUCAUGGCCAUGAUGCUGCAGGGAGACGAGAAGGUGGACAGCAUGCUGGAUGGUAGUCCUCAGUUUGCAGAGGUGUUCGUCAUCUACUGGGCUGGCGCCUUUGUCGUCACCCUCAACACAAAACUCCUCGGCGGCAACAUCUCCUUCUUCCAGAGUGUCUGUGUGUUAGGUUACUGUGUGCUGCCGCUGUGCAUCUCCCUCAUCGUGUGUCGGAUUAUCCUGGUGUUUGGUUCCUCGUCAACAGGACUUUUCAUCACCCGCUUUAUUUUCGUCCUCUUGGGCUUUGGCUGGUCAACGUUUGCCUCCACAGCGUUCCUGGGGUCCACUCACCCUCCCAAGAGAACAGUCCUGGCCGUGUACCCUCUCUUCCUCUUCUACUUCAUCAUCAGCUGGCUCAUCAUCUCGCACAAAGUCUGAUAGGGGGCGCCACUCACGCUAUGCCGGAGUAUUUAUUCUGUGGGACUCAAGUGUGCUGUGUGUGGAAACUUUUGGGUGCAACUAUAUAUGCAUGUUUGUCUGUGAGUGCAUGAGUGGUUGUAUGAGUUCUGUUAAUAAUUUCAGGAUUGUUUGAGUACGAGAGAAUGAGAGAGAAGACAAUGCGAGUUGAUAUAUUGCUGUACAUAUGUACAGAAUGUUUCAAGUUUCUUUGUGUUAUAUUGCAGUUGAAGUAAACUUAGGCUCAGUAUUAUUCGUUACACUGCUAUACUAAGUCUAACAAAUACUAGUAGAAUGUCACGCCAGUUAACCUUUUGGAUUGACCAAUCAGCACACAGCUUACCAAAUCGCGAAAGUUAACAUUCACACAUACCGUUUAAACCUUUACCUAA
This is a messenger RNA of Haliotis rubra (blacklip abalone), 1116 nucleotides long. Its product is annotated as protein YIPF6-like. Bases 26 to 706 code for a protein of 226 amino acids. NCBI's taxonomy places the organism in Eukaryota, Metazoa, Mollusca, Gastropoda, Lepetellida, Haliotidae. Gene Ontology annotation, biological process: endoplasmic reticulum to Golgi vesicle-mediated transport. The transcript is spliced from 7 exons. The record is from RefSeq and is a predicted model, not a curated record. Gene Ontology annotation, cellular component: trans-Golgi network; membrane.